This is a messenger RNA of Oncorhynchus masou masou (cherry salmon), 2778 nucleotides long. Its product is annotated as janus kinase and microtubule-interacting protein 1-like. Gene Ontology annotation, molecular function: kinase binding; GABA receptor binding; microtubule binding. Bases 646 to 2571 code for a protein of 641 amino acids. The transcript is spliced from 14 exons. The record is from RefSeq and is a predicted model, not a curated record. Lineage: Eukaryota; Metazoa; Chordata; Actinopteri; Salmoniformes; Salmonidae.
UUCCUGAACACGCAGUCAGGUGUCGCGUGUCUUUUGCGUUACCGGCGACGUCCAUGAUUUUCCCACGUCCACGUAGCGUUGGUUUUUCAUCUCCCAUUUUAUCACCGGGAGAGCUGAGCUGCUGGAUGAAAUGUUUUGAGAGAAAACUGACGUCGUGUAGGCGUGGUGUGUGCCAGCGUGCAGAGAGAAGCCCACCGCAGAACCGUUAAUCCAGUCCGGACACCACGUUUUAGUGGAAUUUAGCCUACAUUUGGCCAAACUUUACCAUCCGCUGCUAUUUAUAAAGGGAUUCAUUCAUAGCAGACUAUUUGAGAGGAUAAGUUUGUAACUCGCCUGCUCUAUGGAAAAAAGAGAACGCCCAGCACGGCAUCUCAAAUCGAGGUGAGAGUGCGCUUUAUAAACCGACGCCGAGGCACCGCUGCCAUAGUGAAUGAGAACCAGCAACGUUUAACCAGACCGACAAGAAUACCUCUCACUUGAUGACUGACACCAUUUAAGACAGACGGGGAUCUUCAGUCAGUGAUGUAGACAAGGAUGAUGAAGUUACAUAGGGAAGGCUGUGUGGGGAGGAAGUGCAUCACCUGAUUCUCCUCCACUUCCUCAUCCCCUCUGAGUCGUGUCCUCUGAUUGGGUGGGUGGAGCACAAUGUCAUCGACCACACCCACCUCAGCCCCGCCUUCCAAGAAGACGCGUGGGAAGGAGAGGACGGAGGUCAUGGGCGACUUGCCGCAGACAGCCAAUGAGGAGCUGAGGAGCAAGCUGAUGGAUUUCCAGAUAGAACUGCAGCAGGAGAAGGGCAAGGUCUCUAAGCUGAGAGAGCGUCUCCAGGAGCAGAGGCAAGCCAGGGAGCUGGAACAACACAAACACACAGUGGUCCUCACUGACCUCCGCGCCAAACUGCACGAGGAGAAGCUCCGCGAGCUGGCUUCCGCUCGGGAGUCAUUGGCACGGCAACACGAGUUGGAGCUAUCACGUACCAUUAAGAUCCGCGACGGGGAGGUGCAGCGGCUCCAGGGGCUGGUCCAUGCGCUAAGGGACGGGGCGGCUGACAAGCUGAAGAGCGCCCUGCUAGGAGAGGCCCGGGAGGAGGCCAAGAGGGCCUUCGAUGGGGAGAGACUCAAACUGCAGCAGGAGGUCAUGAAGCAGGAGACGGCACGGAAGCAGGUUGAGGAGGCUCUGGCUAACUCACUGCAGGCAGACAAGGCCAAAGCAGCCGACCUCCGAACAGCCUACCAGCAGCACCAGGAUGAGAUCAACCGCAUCAAGAGAGACUGCGAGAGAGACAUCCGAAGGGUGAUGGAUGAGCUGAAGGGGAAGGACCGCGUGGUGUCUGCGUUGGAGAGGGAGCUGGGGUUGCAGGCAGGUUAUGCUCAGAAGCUCCAGCUGCAGAAGGAGGCUCUGGAUGAGCAGCUGGGCCAAGUCAGGGAGGCAGAGAGGCACCACGGCAGUCCCAAGAGAGAGGUGGUCCCUACCCUGGGGGAAACCCAGGACUAUAUCAACAACCAGGAGGUGGAAGAUCUUCGGGAUGCGAGGAGGUUCCAGCUGAAGAUAGCUGAGCUCCACUCUGUUACCAGGAAGCUGGAGGACAGGAACGCACUGCUGGCAGAUGAGAGGAACGAACUGUUGAAGAGGGUGCGUGAGGCAGAGAGUCAGAUGAAGCCCCUGUUAGAUAAGUAUAAGAGGAUGUCGAAGAAGAAUGAUGAUCUCCUGCAGACUUUGCAGCGCAUGGAGGAGAAACUCAAGAACCUCAGCAGAGAGAACGCAGAGAUGAAGGAGAAGGCGCACUCUCGUUCCCAGCAGCCCCAGCAGCUGAAGAGGCCUACCUCCCUGACAGACCUAAGCCACGCCCACGAGGAACAGGAAGUGGAGUUCCUCAAGCUGCAGGUUGCCGAGCAACGAGGCAUCAUCGACGAACUCACGCAGGAACGUGACAGACUGAUGCUCUGCAAAAAUAACCGAAGAAAAACCCUCAAACUACCACCUAAAAGGCAUGUUGUGGAGACGUAUUUUGGAUUUGACGAGGAGUCUGUGGACUCUGAAACGUCAUCUCUGACCUCUUACAUCACUGACCUCACGGACCGUACCCCCGCUACACCCGAGGAGGACCUGGAAGACGGUGUAUCUCGUGAAGAGGCAGAACUGAGGUUCAGACAGCUGACCAGAGAGUACCAGGCUCUCCAGCGGGCCUACGCCCUCCUGCAGGAACAGGCUGGGGGGUCGCACGACGCUGAGAGAGAAGCCAGGAACCGUGAGCAGUUGCAGGCGGAUCUAAUAGGCUGCAAGGCAAAGAUUGGAGACCUGGAGAAGGCAUUAGCCGAGAGGGGGCAGGACUCUAAGUGGGUGGAGGAGAAGCAGUACCUCAUCAGGGCCAAUCAGGAACUCCACGACAAGAUGUGUGUGUUACAGCAGACUGAGUCGAAGCUGCAGGCAGAGGUGCAGGACUCGAGGGACCAGAAUGAGCUGCUGGAAUUCAGAGUGCUGGAGCUGGAAGUAAGAGAGUGUACGACCAUCAAACUGUCCCCAGGGGGUGACACCGGCCUGCACACCCGACGCAGGACCUACAUACAGUGACCAGAAUACAAACACACACACACACACACUCCUGUGCUUCGACCCAUUGUAUGUACCCUGUAUUUCCUCGUUUUGCUUUCUGACUGCCUUACCAUCCCCACUGAACUGGAAACUUGUAUUUUUGAAGUUGAAAGAUGUACAAGAAUGUUGUCUUAAGUGAGAUGAAUAUAAAUUUGUAUGGAAUAAAAUGUAUUUAAGUUCACCAUC